AUGUGUUUUUGUGGGUAUAAACCUGAUGGAGCCUUGUCACCCUACAUCACAGCAACAGCAGCUGCCCCCAUCAUCAUCCCAGCAGUUGCAGCAGCAGUUCCUGCCAACAUCCCACCAGUUGCAGCAAGAGGUUCUGCCACAAACUGCACCACCACAAUAGCAGCAGCCACCAAAUUGACAGCCAACACCAUUUCAACCACCUCCUCAAGCGCUACCUCAAUCACUGGCGUCUCAGCAGCAAGCACCAAAGGCACUCCAGCUGCUGGUCUCCAGAUAAAAGCUGAUCCUGAUAAACCAAAUGAUGGAAGUGAAGUUAUGCUAAAACCACAGCAGAAGAAAAGAUCUCUUGCUUUUCAGUUGAAAAAGAAGUUAAGAAAAAGAAAACAAAAUGCACGACUGAGGAAGCUGUUGCAACCAAAGAAUGCCAUGAUGGUUCUGCGUGAACUGAAAGCUGGAAUAAACUUUACAUUUCAGGAGCAUACAAAUGCUCUAACACAAACUAUGUUUGUUGUUAGUGCUGAGGUGGAUGGGAAGGUGUAUGUAGGUGGAGGUUUAUCCAAAUCAAUAGCUAAGCAAAAUGCUGCUGAAAAAGCUCUAAAAGACUUACUUUUGGAAAGAAUGUCUGAUGCAGCAGUGAAAACACAGAAAUGGCAUAAUGCAGAAGUUGUUGAACCCAUGCAGCAGGAAGUGAACAAUGCAGCUGGCAGUGGUGUUUCUGAUGAUGGAAGUAUCGCUGAAAGUGCACAAGCAUUGGGAAAGCCACCAGUCCCAGAGGAUGAUGUGCCAUGGGGAAAUGUGGCUUCAUUUGCCCUGUACAAGUUAUUUACUGAAUGGCAGAGUCAAGGUACACAUGUACCUCUUCCUUUUUGUAAACAGAAACCAGUUUUGCCACCUCCAGCAAGGCCUCUGGUUCUGGCAGCACAUUCUCCCAUGAAAAAAAUUCCAGAAAACCCAACUGGUUGUCAUCCUGUUCUCUUAUUACAUCAUUUAAAACCAGGAAUACAGUUCACUGAAGCUAGGCAGGAACACACACAUCUAGAUGAGAGAUUUACAAUGUCAGUAACUGUUGAUGGGAAGACUUACAGUGGUGUGGGUAAAACCAAAAAGGAGGCAAAGAAAGCAGCAGCUAUUGCAUGUCUUGCUGGAUCAUUCAAGAUAUGCUACUAACUCAUUCUGACAGUAAACAAUAUUGUUUGGACAUAAUGCAUUUCUCACAUGGAAUUUCUGAUCUGUAGUAAAGACUUGGUUAUAUCUGUAGUAAUAUUGACUUUGAAACCUGUUGCCAAC
Messenger RNA from Schistocerca americana (American grasshopper), 1287 nucleotides. RefSeq names its product double-stranded RNA-specific editase 1-like. Gene Ontology annotation, cellular component: nucleolus; cytoplasm. Gene Ontology annotation, biological process: RNA processing; adenosine to inosine editing. Bases 1 to 1167 code for a protein of 388 amino acids. Gene Ontology annotation, molecular function: tRNA-specific adenosine deaminase activity; double-stranded RNA binding; double-stranded RNA adenosine deaminase activity. The transcript has 6 exons. Lineage: Eukaryota; Metazoa; Arthropoda; Insecta; Orthoptera; Acrididae. The record is from RefSeq and is a predicted model, not a curated record.